This is a messenger RNA of Rosa rugosa (rugosa rose), 2043 nucleotides long. Its product is annotated as 7-hydroxymethyl chlorophyll a reductase, chloroplastic. Gene Ontology annotation, biological process: chlorophyll cycle. Bases 51 to 1424 code for a protein of 457 amino acids. The transcript has 18 exons. Gene Ontology annotation, molecular function: 7-hydroxymethyl chlorophyll a reductase activity. The record is from RefSeq and is a predicted model, not a curated record. Lineage: Eukaryota; Viridiplantae; Streptophyta; Magnoliopsida; Rosales; Rosaceae. Gene Ontology annotation, cellular component: chloroplast.
UGGUGCAUAGAGGCUGAGCAUAAUUCAGAGAGUCGUUAUUCACUCUCACAAUGUCUUCUCUUUCUUCAAUUCCUCUCUCACUCUCCAUCGUUUCCUCAUCUUCAUCUUCAUCUAAAGGAACAGGAGGUAAACCCAACUCAAAGUCACUGAAGCUUAGAGAGGACUGGAGACAACGCUCCAAACCCAUUCCUCCUGGUGGCACUUACCCAGCUAAAGACCAUUGCAGUCGUUGCGGGUUGUGUGACACCUAUUACAUUGCCCAUGUCAAGGAAGCCUGUGCUUUUUUGGGAGAUGGGAUGUCCAAGAUUGAAGGUUUGGAACCUGUAGUUCAUGGUAGAGGGAGAAAGCCAGACUCUUUAGAUGAAAUGCACUUGGGUGUCUAUGAGGAGUUGUUGUACGCCCGUAAGGUCAAGCCUGUUGAAGGUGCUCAGUGGACGGGGAUAGUAACAACUAUUGCAAUAGAAAUGCUAAAAUCAGGCAUGGUAGAAGCUGUCAUAUGUGUACAGAGUGACCCAGAGGACAGAUUUUCUCCAAGGCCUGUAUUAGCAAGGACACCGGAAGAAGUUCUAGCUGCUAAAGGUGUCAAGCCGACAUUAUCACCUAAUCUUAAUACCCUUGCCCUAGUUGAGGCUGCAGGUGUAAAGAAACUUCUAUUCUGUGGUGUGGGUUGCCAGGUGCAAGCAUUAAGGUCUGUGGAGCACCAUCUGAAUUUGGAGAAGCUGUAUGUGUUGGGCACAAAUUGCGUGGAUAAUGGGACUCGUGAAGGGCUUGAUAAGUUUCUAAAGGCUGCCAGUAGUGAACCAGAGACGGUUCUUCAUUAUGAGUUUAUGCAAGAUUACAAGGUUCACUUGAAGCAUUUGGAUGGUCAUAUUGAAGAGGUUCCUUAUUUCUCCCUGCCAGCAAAUGAUUUAGUUGAUGUAAUUGCUCCUUCUUGUUAUAGCUGCUUUGACUACACAAAUGCUUUGGCGGAUUUAGUGGUUGGAUACAUGGGUGUGCCAAAAUAUUCUGGAAUCAGCAUGACACAACAUCCUCAGUAUGUUACGGUAAGAAAUGAACGUGGAAGAGAGAUGCUCAGUCUGGUUGAAAAACAUUUGGAGAUUACUCCUACGACUAGUAGUGGUGAUCGCAGACCAUUUGUAUUGGAGACGGUUAAGGCGGAUGAUACGGCUAAGAUGGGGAGGGGUCCUGAUCCUGCACCAAAGUUCGUUGGCAAUUUGAUUGCUUUCUUGCUAAACUUGGUUGGUCCCAAGGGGCUGGAGUUUGCUCGAUAUUCACUUGAUUACCAUACCAUCCGGAACUAUCUGCAUAUUAACCGAACAUGGGGAAAAGAAAGAGCUGGUCGACAUAUGCCUUCGUAUGCAAAGAAAAUUGUGGAUAGUUACAACAAGAAUGGUGAAAUUGAUAAGAUGCUUUCGGCCAAGUGAUUGAAUUAGCUGGUGAAAUGCAGAAGGGGAACUUCAGUGUACAUUAAAGUUUUUAUUCUAUCCGAUCUUUGUAUAUAACAAUCAUGUAGUGAUAAAAAGUUUUUGUUCUUUUUAUAUCUGAAACAUGAAACAUUCAGAGCUGGUCGACAUAUGCCUUCGUAUGCAAAGAAAAUUGUGGAUAGUUACAACAAGAAAUUGAUAAGAUGCUUUCGGCCAAGUGAUUGAAUUAGCUGGUGAAAUGCAGAAGGGGAACUUCAGUGUACAUUAAAGUUUUUAUUCUAUCCGAUCUUUGUAUAUAACAAUCAUGUAGUGAUAAUAUGCUUUAGCUUGAACAAUUCUUCCUUUCCACUCAGGUUGUUGUAUGUGUUUGCUAGGAUUUUGGUCAUUGAUUUCCCCAGCGAAGAAUUGUAAUGUUGAGAUCAAUUUGAUCAUGCGAACCAGUCUUUACCUCCAGUCAUUGUUUUUACUUUUUAGUUUUUACACAUUUCUGCUCCAAUUGCUGGGAACUAUUAGAUAUGUAAUCUGUAGGUACAGUUUCUGUAAUGCCACAUUUUGCGGUUUGAGACUACAUUUUGUAAAAUCACAGACAAUUGAAAUGCUGUACUGAUAUUUACUUCGA